This is a messenger RNA of Clarias gariepinus (North African catfish), 1899 nucleotides long. RefSeq names its product calcineurin-like EF-hand protein 1 (gene chp1). The record is from RefSeq and is a predicted model, not a curated record. Gene Ontology annotation, molecular function: calcium ion binding. Bases 302 to 886 code for a protein of 194 amino acids. Lineage: Eukaryota; Metazoa; Chordata; Actinopteri; Siluriformes; Clariidae. The transcript is spliced from 7 exons.
UCGUUUAGGUACAUUAGUACAUUCUGUCUGUAAUCUCUCAGGGUGCUGGUCGGUUCGGCGGAAUUUAGCUUAAAUGUGAUACAUUUGUUAUAACAGAACCCACCAGCCAGUGUUCUAGAAGCGUCUAGAAAAACUCUAGCGUAAUUAUCUCGCGUUGCGUGUGUUUCAUUGUACAGUUAGUGACUUGUACAUUUCGCGUGUGUGGAAAACCGUUAGCUUAGCCGGCUAAGCAGGACGGUUGUGUUAGCAAAUAAGUAAUAAUAAUAACAUUAAAGGUGACAGAGCGAAGCAGAGAGGAGACAUGGGGUCCAGAGCAUCGUCUUUACUGAGGGAGGAGGACAUCGAGGAAAUUAAGAAGGAAACCGGAUUCUCGCACAGUCAGAUCACUCGACUCUACAGCCGAUUCCACAGUCUGGACAAGGGCGAGAACGGCGCUCUCAGCCGUGAAGACUUCCAGAGAAUCCCAGAGCUGGCCAUCAACCCUCUUGGUGAUCGGAUAAUCAAUGCCUUCUUCUCAGAGGGGGAGGAUCAGGUGAACUUCCGAGGCUUUAUGAGGACGUUAGCGCACUUCCGGCCCGUCGAAGACAACGAGAAGAACAAAGACCCCAACAUCGAACCUCUCAACAGCAGGAGCAACAAACUGCUCUUUGCCUUCCGUCUCUAUGACCUGGACAGAGAUGAUAAAAUCUCUCGAGAUGAGCUGCUCCAGGUGCUGCGGAUGAUGGUAGGUGUGAAUAUUUCUGACGAGCAGCUGGGCAGCAUCGCAGACCGGACCAUUCAGGAAGCCGAUACCAACGGAGACAUGUGCAUCUCCUUCACCGAGUUCAUCAAGGUGUUAGAGAAAGUGGAUGUCGAGCAGAAGAUGAGCAUUCGCUUCUUGCACUGAUCACCAUUCGCUUCCCUGCUGGACUGAACUCUAAAUCGAGGCCAUUCACGCCAUGUGGGACCCGCUGCUGGUCUGUUGCAUUUCGGCCUCUUCGGCUCCGAUCUCUCGUCUUACAGCCGUAGUAGUUUUGUCUCUCUCUCUAUAUAUAUUUUUUUAUUAUUUAUUUCUUCUAUCGAAUCUUUGCUUGCAAUCACACUCACAUUGUUGUUUGGAUCAAACGGAAUAUCCAUGUGCCUUCAGUUGUCGACUCGGUCAGUCUGACUGUAUUCUUUUAUUUAUUCUGGAUGAUUCCACUUGUUAUUCUGUGCAACAUAGUGAUGGAGUACUUUGAACACAUCUUGUGGGUUUUUAUAUUCAGAGCCAAAUCUGUUGCUUUUAAUAUAGUGUAUGUCUUAAUCAACUUACCAUUGACUUUCUAAAACCACCUCUAACUUGACACUUUACUGUCUUUUUUUUUGUUGUUGUUGUUGAUCUUUGGAGUUUGAGAACUUCAGAAACAAUCCCUAAUCAUGUUUUUGAAUAUAGCGCAGACGAGAUGAGCAAAGGAAAGUAUUGCAAUAAAGGCUUACCUUGGAGUCUUUUCUCCAGUCGAAUUUCCUGAAAGCAUUCCAAAGCUUUCAGCUUUACUUUUUGUUGGUCAUUAAGACAAAGAGACAUAUUAGAUAUAUUACUUGUAUAUCUAAUAUAUUCAUACUAAACAACACUGUUAAUGUGUGCUAUUUUUUUUUUUGACUGCCUUAAGUGAUCAAAUGUUGUUUAUUUAUAUUGCAUACACUACCUGCUUUAGCAAAUAUAAACUUGGCAUCACUGCUGAUUAUGGAAAUUCUCUUUCGUUGUCUGUGUAAUGUUCUGGAUAGUCGCUGAUAAUGAUUCUGGAUUUGUAACCUUAAUGGAGUCAAUCAGCUUCAUUCUUUUACUACUCAGUGGGAUUUAUUAGGUAUAUAUUCUGUCAUACAAAUGUUCUGGGGAAAGAAAGAACAUGUGAUUUUGGUCAAAUAAAAUUUCAAGUGCCA